AAGGUUGGAGUUGGCAGACAGUCUUCGUUAACAGGCAGGAACACGUGUAACAGCGGUGGGCGGAGCAGAAAACUAUAAACACCAACUACCGUCUUCUACUAGCUAUGACUUAACUGCUAUAGCCGCUAGUACCACACAUGGUACCUAGCUAAGAUUAGAAAAAAAAAUGUUGUUUUUUUUUGCACAAAAUAACUGAUGCGCAAAAUGCGAUGCUAUCCACACGUUUAUCUCCUGUGCACGGUAUUUACAUUCUUCUCCUUACUGUAUAUGUACAGUCAGCUUGCCUCCACCUUGGAGGACAGGGACCAGCGGUCAGGAGGAGGCAGGAUAUCCGGCAGGAGCAGUCAUGACGCCGGGCACACUCUCAGGAAAAGACCAGGAGUGUUAGGCCUUCGGGACCGAGAGUGGGGACAGAACAGGUGUAAAUCACUGUCAGUCUCUUACUGGAAUCCAUAUUGGAGACUACCUGCUGAUGAUGUUUGUGGAGUGAACUGCUUAUUGGAAUCACCUCUUGGUGAGAAGUUGAGCUCUGCCACAAAAGCACCUAAAAAUGACAGAAGUCACCUAGCCGUGGUGGCCUGCGGCGCCAGGCUGGAGGAAACUCUCACCAUGCUGAAGUCUGCCAUCCUCUUCAGCAGAAAGCCUGUGCACAUCCACAUCUUUGCCGAGGAUGAUCUGCAUUACGGCUUUAGAAAUGCUAUGGAAAUGUGGCCUGUGGCAAUCCGGACAAAGUUUACAUUCCACAUCUAUCCAAUCAUGUUUCCUGAGGAGAAUGCAAGCGAGUGGAAAAAGCUUUUCAAGCCUUGUGCCUCUCAGAGGCUGUUUCUGCCGCUAAUCUUAAAGCAGGUGGAUUCUUUGCUUUAUGUAGACACAGAUAUUCUUUUUCUGCGUCCAGUGGAAGACAUCUGGGGCCUACUUUCUCAGUUUAACGUGAGCCAAUUGGCUGCCAUGGCACCGGAGCACGAGGAGCCUCGUAUUGGCUGGUACAACCGUUUCGCUCGUCACCCUUACUACGGCAAGACGGGCGUCAACUCAGGGGUCAUGCUCAUGAACAUGACGCGCAUCAGGGAAAAAUUCUUCAAGAAUGACAUGACAGCUGUAAUGCUUCAGUGGGGGGAAAUUCUGAAGCCUCUUCUUCAAAAGUAUAAACUCAAUAUCACCUGGGGGGACCAGGAUCUCCUUAACAUCAUAUUUCAUCACAACCCUGAAAGCCUGUACGUGUUUUCCUGCCAGUGGAACUACCGUCCCGACCACUGUAUCUAUGGCAGCAACUGUCAACAAGCUGAAGAAGAAGGUGUCUUUAUUCUCCAUGGUAACAGAGGAGUUUAUCACAACGACAAGCAGCCUGCUUUCAGAGCCGUCUACGAGGCAAUCAAACAGGAGCAUCUUCAAAGGGCGUCUCUGGUGUUUAGGCUCACUGCAGCACACAAUGCGCUUGCUCUUCUCGGAAAUAAUGGUUGCCAACAAGGGGGCAGGAAACUCUUCUCUCGCCCUAUAAACAGCUAUUUUGAGGCAAUUUGUUUCACUUCUUCCAAUCAGACUGCAACUCUGAGGCGGCUGUGGAAGUACGAUACUCCAUCUUCAUGAUCGUUCCCUCCCACACGGAGAAACGCUCAUUAAACCAGAAGCAACGUUCUGAGAAAGAAAUCACUGAAAGACUGGAACCGAAAGGAGGUACGGUGCCUUGCAACGGUUUUCAUAGGACUUUGGCUCCUUCAGAUAUUAUUAGAUGUUUUGGGGAAAAAAAAUUUUAAAAUCCAAAAAUCUGAAAAGGUCUGGUAUGCAUUUGUUAUUAGCGGAUUUUGCUAGCUAGCAGAGGAAGGUGGCACAAUUGAUAAGAUCAACUAAUAGCAUCAACAAUUCAAUCCCCCUUAGGGUUGUUACAGAACAUUAGUGAACAAACGGCAUCAUGAGCACAGCUGUCAGCUAGGUCCUGAUGACAUGAUGAUGCUGCUGGUGGCAGCAUCAUGCUGUUGGGAAGCCGGUCAGAGUUGAUUGGACGACGUUCACCUUCCAGCUGGGUGACGCUAUCCAGAACUUUACUGAAAUAGUCUAGGUAUUUUAAAAACAUAAUAAUAAUAAUAAUUGAAAGGUUAAUUUAUUUCAGUAACGUCAUUCAAUAAGUGAAACACAGUAUAUAGAUGAGACUGUUGUUUUCAACUUUUGCAAUAAUAACAUACAUUACAUUUUCUGGUCGUUAUAUAUAUAUAAAAAGAAAAGGUGCAAGGGUUAUGAAUAUAUAAGCAAGGCACUGUAACUAGAAGACGGGAGUUAAGAGGCUUUUUUUUCACAAAGAGUUACCACCUUUGGAAAAAAAGAAAUAAAAUAAAAUAAUUGAUGCUAUUACUUUGUAAGUGAUCAAUAAAAAACCAAAGUUGUAAGUUCUGUUAAGAAGGAAAAGCCUUUUAUCACUGGCUCCUUUCACUUAUAAAAGAUCAGAGUGUGUAAUAUUCUCCUGUACACAUUCAGUCAGUUCAUCUGAAUGCAGCUCUGUCCUUUUCUUACUUUUUUUUUUUUAACAAAAUAAACACAUAUAUUGCUGUCAAAAACCAAAGUGGGCUGAGAUUUAUAUUCAGCUCAGCUCUCAAAGCCAACACCUUGCAUGGUUGGGGAAAACUUUAAAUGAAGCCAGGGAGAAAGUUGAGGAGAAUUGUGAACAGUAUUUGAAAAGAAACGUUGUACAAAAACAAAGAACAAGUCUUUUUCUUUUUUUUUUUGUGCGUCAGAGCCGUCUUGUUCUCGGCUUCUUUGAGGUUAGCCGAAUAACACACUCCACUACGAAAAACACACUCGGUUUUUUUUAUUUUUUUUAUGCCUUUCUUUGCUUGGUGGUCAUCUCAUCUUGGCAGCUGACAGCAGAAUCACGCAAGUUAGAUCAUCUGUUUGGGUAAUGUAAUUUGUGUCUGAUGAGAGUUCAAUUUUGAAGUACCGCAAGCAAUAAAGAGACCCGCUUUGCUCACAUGAAUACUAAAGUAAAUCAUAAAUUGGUGGAUGAAUAUGAAAUGUCACAUCUGAUUCAGGCUGAGAAGCGCAACAUUGCACCGGGGUCCUCUGAUCUGGAUAGAUGAUUGUUGGUUUCUACAACAGAGUUUAAUAUGUAAAUGAGAAACUUCAAAGAAAUGAAAUAUUCCUGGAAUAUGCAUAGGGCUUUUGCCCUGAGAGGUUUAAAAGUUUCAUUUUUCAAACAGCUAGCAUUCAAAACUUUAGCAUUUGGGAGAAAACCAGCAAAAGGGAGUCGGAGGGUUUAUGUGUCUACCAUGUUUUUAUGUGAAGAAAACCUACUUUGGGGAAGACAACGUGUCUAUAGUAUACCCUCACUUCUCCCCUGUUUAUCCCUGAAGAUAGGCACUAAUCCUUUACAACUCUGCAGGAAUUACAAUGGAUGGAUGGAUGGAUUCGGUUGCUUAGCUCUAUCAUUUUCUACCACCUUGGGAGGUGAUUCCCACUUUGACUCAGAGGUCUCCAGUUCAUAUUCCACAUG
Gambusia affinis (western mosquitofish) is the source of this 3481-nucleotide messenger RNA. RefSeq names its product glucoside xylosyltransferase 1-like. Gene Ontology annotation, molecular function: UDP-xylosyltransferase activity. The record is from RefSeq and is a predicted model, not a curated record. Lineage: Eukaryota; Metazoa; Chordata; Actinopteri; Cyprinodontiformes; Poeciliidae. Gene Ontology annotation, biological process: protein O-linked glycosylation via N-acetylgalactosamine. The transcript is spliced from 8 exons. Bases 196 to 1587 code for a protein of 463 amino acids.